GCGCGGACCACGGCGACGGGGGACUUCAGCCUGCACCCACCCUACUUCAACCUGGCCGAGGGCUCCCGCAUCGCGGCGUCGGCGACCUGCGGCGAGGAGGCCCCGGCGCGCGGCGCUCCGCGCCCCACCGAGGACCUCUACUGCAAGCUGGUGGGGGGCCCGGUGGCCGGUGGGGACCCCAACCAGACCAUCCAGGGCCAGUACUGUGACAUCUGCACAGCUGCCAACAUCAACAAGGCCCACCCCGUGAGCAACGCCAUCGAUGGCACCGAACGUUGGUGGCAGAGCCCGCCACUGUCCCGAGGCCUGGAGUACAAUGAGGUCAACGUCACCCUGGACCUGGGCCAGGUCUUCCACGUAGCCUAUGUGCUCAUAAAGUUCGCCAACUCCCCUCGGCCAGACCUCUGGGUGCUGGAGCGCUCCACAGACUUUGGGCACACGUACCAGCCCUGGCAGUACUUUGCCUCCUCCAAGCGGGACUGCCUGGAGAGGUUCGGGCCACAGACCCUGGAUCGCGUCUCGAGGGAUGACGACAUCGUGUGCACCACUGAGUACUCGCGGAUUGUACCGCUAGAGAACGGCGAGAUCGUGGUGUCCCUGGUGAACGGGCGCCCAGGCGCCAUGAACUUCUCCUACUCCCCACUGCUGCGUGACUUCACCAAGGCCACCAACAUCCGCCUGCGCUUCCUGAGGACCAACACCCUGCUGGGCCACCUCAUGGGCAAGGCGCUGCGGGACCCCACCGUCACUCGGAGAUACUAUUACAGCAUCAAGGACAUCAGUGUGGGCGGUCGCUGCGUCUGCCAUGGCCACGCUGAUGUCUGUGACGCCAAAGACCCCACAGACCCCUACAGGCUACAGUGUGCCUGCCAGCAUAACACGUGCGGGGGCUCCUGUGACCGCUGUUGCCCAGGCUUUCACCAGCAGCCAUGGCGGCCAGCCACCACCGACAGUGCCAAUGAAUGCCAAUCCUGUAACUGCCACGGCCACGCCCAUGACUGUUACUAUGACCCUGAGGUGGAUCAGCGGAAUGCCAGCCAGAACCAGGACCACGUCUACCAGGGAGGUGGUGUCUGCAUUGAGUGCCGGCACCACACCACUGGCAUCAACUGUGAGCGCUGCCUGCCCGGCUUCUACCACUCCCCACACCAUGCUGUGGACUCGCCCCACACCUGCCACCGAUGCGACUGUGAGUCCGACUUCACGGACGGCACGUGUGAGGACUUCACAGGCCGCUGCUACUGCCGGCCCAACUUCACAGGCGAGCGCUGUGACGCCUGCGCAGAGGGCUUUGCUGGCUUCCCGCGCUGCUACCCUGUGUCCUCGUUCCCCCCCAACGACACUGGGGCACAAGUGCUGCCGGCUGGCCAGAUCGUCAACUGUGACUGCAGUGCUGCUGGGACCCAGGGAAACGCCUGCCGCCGGGACCCACGGGUGGGACGCUGCGUGUGCAAACCCAACUUCCAGGGUGCCCACUGUGAACUCUGCGCCCCUGGAUUCUACGGCCCAGGCUGCCAGCCAUGCCAGUGCUCCAGCCCCGGGGUGGCCGACAGCAACUGUGACCGCGACUCGGGCGAGUGCCAGUGCCGGGUGGGCUUCGAAGGCGCCGCAUGCGACCGCUGUUCCCCCGGCUACUUCCACUUCCCUCUCUGCCAGUUGUGUGGCUGCAGUCCCACGGGGACCCUGCCUGAAGGCUGUGAUGAGGCGGGACGCUGCCCUUGCCGGCCUGAGUUUGAUGGCCCCCACUGUGACCGCUGCCGUGCUGGCUACCACGGGUACCCUGACUGCCACGCCUGUGCCUGCGACCCCCGGGGGUCCCUGAACGAGCAGUGCGGGGCAGGAGGCACAUGUCACUGCCGUCCUGGCUACAUGGGCCCCACCUGCCAGGCCUGCAGCCCCGGUUUCCAUGGCUUCCCGGCUUGUACCCCCUGCCGCUGCUCUACCGCUGGCUCCCUGCACGCAACCUGCGACCCCCAGAGUGGCCAGUGCAGCUGCCGGCCCCACGUGACGGGGCUGCACUGUGACAUGUGUGUGUCCGGUGCCUAUGACUUCCCCCACUGUGAAGCUGGCUCCUGCCACCCUGCUGGCCUGGCACCAGCAGAGCCCACCCUGCCCGAGGCCCCCUGUGUGUGCCGGGCUCACGUGGAAGGGCCAAGCUGUGAUCACUGCAAAGCUGGGUACUGGGGGCUGAACCCCAGCAACCCUGAGGGCUGCACUCGCUGCAGCUGCGACCCCCGGGGCACACUGGGAGGUGUUACCGAGUGCCAGCAGGACAGUGGCCAGUGCUUCUGCAGGCCCCAUGUGUGCGGGCAGACCUGUGGCGCCUGCAGGGACGGCUUCUUUGGGCUGGACCAGGGCAACUACUUUGGCUGCCGAGGCUGCCGGUGUGACGUCGGUGGUGCCCUGGGCCAGGGCUGCGAGCCUCGGACGGGCGCCUGCCGCUGCCGCCCCAACACCCAGGGCUCCACCUGCAGCGAGCCGGCCCAGGACCACUACCUGCCCGACCUGCAUCACCUGCGCCUGGAGCUGGAGGAGGCCACCACACCUGAGGGCCACGGCGUGCGCUUUGGCUUCAACCCCCUUGAGUUCGAGAACUUCAGCUGGAGGGGCUAUGCGCAGAUGGCACCAAUCCAGCCCAGGAUCGUGGCCAGGCUCAACGUGACCUCCCCAGACCUCUUCCGGCUGGUCUUCCGCUACGUGAACAGGGGCCCUGCCAGUGUCAGCGGGCGUGUCUCUGUGCGGGAGGAGGGCAAGAUGGACACUUGUGCUAACUGCACGGAGCAGAGCCAGCAUGUGACCUUCCUGCCCAGCACGGAGCCUGCCUUCAUCACGGUGCCCCAGAGGGGCUUCGGGGAGCCCUUUGUGAUGAACCCUGGCACCUGGGCCCUGCUGGUGGAGGCUGAAGGGGUGCUCCUGGACUAUGUGGUGUUGCUGCCCAGUGCCUACUACGAGGCUGCCCUGCUGCAAUUCCGGGUGACCGAGGCCUGCACCUACCGCCCUACUGCCCAGCACUCUGUGGACAACUGUCUCCUCUAUGCCCACCUCCCCCUGGACGGCUUCCCCUCGGCCUCAGGGGCUGAAGCCCUGUGUCGCCAAGACAACAGCCUGCCACGGCCCUGCCCUGUGAAGCAGCUCAGUCCUUCCCACCCACCCCUGGCCGCCUGCCUGGGCAGUGAUAUGGACGUCCAGCUGCAGGUGGCAGUGCCACAGCCGGGGCAUUACGUGCUGGUGGUGGAGUAUGCCAACGAGGAUGCCCGCCAGGAGGUGGGGGUAGCCGUGCACAGCCCCCAGCAGGCCCCCCAGCAGGGCACGCUCACCCUCUACCCCUGCUCAUACAGCACCCUGUGCCGUGCCACUGCUGUGGACACCCAGCACCACCUGGCCGUCUUCCACCUGGACACGGAGGCCAGUGUCCGGCUCACGGCCGAGCAGGCACGCUUUUUCAUGCACAGUGUCACCCUGGUGCCCGCGGGGUUGUCCAGCGUGGAGUUUGUGGAGCCCCAAGUCCGCUGCCUCAGCCGCCAUGGCACCUUUGGUCCAAGCAGCACCACCUGCCUGCCCUCCCGAUUCCCAAAGCCACCCCAGCCCAUCCUGCUACGGGACUGCCAGGUGCUGCCACUGCCACCCAGCCUCCCACUGACCCACUCACAGGAGCUCACGCCGGGCGCACCCCCGGCCGGGCCCCAGCCUCGGCCCCCCACCAUCGUGGACCCUGACGCCGAACCCACCCUGCUGCGUCACCCCCAGGGCACCGUGGUCUUCACCACCCAUGUGCCCACCCUGGGCCGCUACGCCAUCCUGCUGCAUGGCUACCAGCCAGCCCACCCCACCUUCCCUGUGGAGGUGCUGGUGAAUGGGGGGCGCAUCUGGCACGGCCAUGCCAAUGCCAGGUUCUGCCCACAUGGCUACGGCUGUCGAACCCUGGUGGUGUGUGAGGGCCAGACGGUGCUGGAUGUCACGGACAGGGAGCUGACCGUGACCAUGCGUGUGCCUGAGGACCACUGGUUCUGGCUGGAUUACGUGCUGGUCGUCCCAGAGGACGUCUACACCUCCAGCUACCUGCAGGAAGAGCCACUGGACAAGUCUUAUGACUUCAUCAGCCACUGCGCUGCCCAGGGAUACCAUAUCAGCCCCUCCAGUUCGUCCUCUUUCUGCCGUGAUGCUGCCAUCUCCCUCUCCCUGUUCUACAACAAUGGGGCCCGGCCGUGCGGCUGCCACGAAGUGGGUGCCACGGGUCCCACAUGUGAGCCCUUUGGGGGCCAGUGUCCCUGUCGCGCCCAUGUCAUUGGCCGGGACUGCUCCCGCUGCGCCACCGGCUACUGGGGCUUCCCCCGCUGCAGGCCCUGCGACUGUGGCGCGCGCCUCUGUGACGAGCUCACGGGGCUGUGCGUGUGCCCACCGCGCACCCUGCCACCCGACUGCGUGGUCUGCCAGCCGCAGACCUUCGGCUGCCACCCCCUGGUGGGCUGCGAGGAGUGCAAUUGCUCAGGGCCAGGUGUCCAGGAGCUGACAGAUCCCAGCUGUGAUGUGGACAGCGGCCAGUGCAGGUGCAGAGAUAACGUGGCCGGGCGCCGCUGUGACAAGUGUGCCCCUGGCUUCCACGGCUAUCCCAGCUGCCGCCCCUGUGACUGCCAUGAGGCUGGCACUGCCCCUGGCGUGUGUGACCCACUCACUGGCCAGUGCUACUGUAAGGAGAACGUGCAGGGCCCCAGGUGUGACCAGUGUCGCCUGGGGACCUUCUCCCUGGAGGCUGCCAACCCCAAAGGUUGCACACGCUGCUUCUGCUUUGGAGCCACUGAGCGCUGUGGGAGCUCACCGUCCUCCCGCCAGGAGUUCGUGGACAUGGAAGGCUGGACACUGCUGAGCGGGGACCGUCAGACAGUGCCCCACCAGCGGAGAGCGGAGGCAGAGCUGCUGCGCGCAGACAUGCGGCAUGCUCCUGAGACCCCCUCUGAGCUAUACUGGCAGGCCCCGCCCUCCUACCUGGGGGACCGUGUGUCAUCAUACGGGGGGAUGCUACGCUACGAGCUACACUCAGAGACCCAGCGUGGAGACGUCUUCAUCCGCACGGAGAGCCGACCAGAUGUGGUACUGCAGGGCAACCAGAUGAGUAUCAGUUUCCUUGAGCCGGCGUACCCAGCACCUGGCCACUCUCACCAUGGGCAGCUGCAGCUGGUGGAGGGAAAUUUCCGGCACACAGAGACCCACAAUGCCGUGUCACGUGAGGAGCUCAUGAUGGUGCUGGCUGGCCUGGAGCAGCUGCAGAUCCGCGCCCUCUUCUCUCAGAUCGCGUCAGCUGUCUCCCUGCGCCGUGUGGCGCUGGAGGUCGCCAGUGUGGGGGGCCGGGGGCCGCCAGCCAGCAGCGUGGAGCUGUGCAUGUGCCCUGCCAGCUACCGCGGGGACUCGUGCCAGGAAUGUGCCCCUGGCUAUUACCGUGACACCAAGGGCCUCUUCCUGGGCCGCUGCGUGCCCUGCCAGUGCCACGGCCACUCAGACCGCUGCCUUCCCGGCACGGGCGUCUGUGUGGGCUGCCAGCACAACACAGAGGGCGACCACUGUGAGCGCUGCCUCCCUGGCUUCGUGAGCAACAGCCCCGAGGGACCCACAGCCCCUUGCACCAGCUGCCCCUGCCCCCUUGCUGUGCCCUCCAACAACUUUGCUGUGGGCUGUGUCCUGCGGGGUGGCCACACCCAGUGCCUCUGCAAACCUGGCUAUGCGGGUGCCUCCUGUGAGCGGUGCGCUCCUGGCUUCUUCGGGAACCCACUGGUGCUGGGCAGCUCCUGCCAGCCCUGUGACUGCAGUGGCAACGGUGACCCCAACAUGCUGUUCAGCGACUGCGACCCACUCACGGGUGCCUGCCGCGGCUGUCUGCGCCACACUACCGGCCCACGCUGCGAGACCUGUGCCCCUGGCUUCUACGGCAACGCCCUGCUGCCUGGCAACUGCUCCCGGUGUGACUGCUCCCCAUGUGGGUCUGAGGGCUGCGACCCUCAUAGUGGGCACUGCCUGUGCAAGGCAGGUGUGACGGGGAUGCGCUGUGACCGCUGCCAGGAAGGACAUUUUGGCUUCGAAGGCUGUGGGGGCUGCCGUCCGUGCACCUGUGGACCGGCUGCUGAGGGCUCCGAAUGCCACCCCCAGAGCGGACAGUGCCACUGUCGGCCAGGCGCCUGGGGGCCCCAGUGCCGCGAGUGUGCCCCUGGCCACUGGGGGGUCCCUGAGCAGGGCUGCAAGCGCUGCCAGUGCCGGGGAGGCCACUGUGACAUGCACACUGGCCGCUGCUCCUGUCCCCCUGGGCUCAGCGGGGAGCGGUGUGACACCUGUAGCCACCACCAUCAGGUGCCCGUGCCCGGUGGGCCGGGAAACCGUGGCGUCCACUGUGAAGUGUGUGACCACUGUGUGGUCCUGCUCCUGGACGACUUGGAGCGGGCUGGCGCCCUCCUGCCCGCCAUCAGAGAGCAGCUGCGAGGCGUGAACGCGAGCUCUGUGGUCUGGGCCCGGCUGCACGAGCUGAACACCUCCAUCACUGACCUCCAGGACCAGCUCCACAGCUUCUCUGGCCCACGCCACGAGACCUCGCAGCGGCUGGAGUGGCUGGAGCGGCAGAGCGGGAGCCUCGCACAGGACACGCAGCGUCUGGGCGGCCAGGCAGCGGGAGUCCGGGAGAAGGCGGGCUGGCUCCUGGGCGAUGCUGAGACCAUGCAGGGCCGGGUGCAGGCACUCCUGACUGCCGUCCAGGCAGUGGCUGGAACCCUGAGCGAGCUCGCGGCCCAGACAGACCGCCUGUUGCCAGCAAAUGCCUCGGCCCCAUCGGGCGAGCAGCUGCGUCAGACGCUGGCCGAGGUGCAGAGGCUACUUAAGGAGAUGCAGACGCGGGACCUGGGGGCCCCGCGGGCAGUGGCUGAGGCUGAGCUGGAUGAGGCUCAGAGAGUGCUGGCCCACGUGCGAGAGCAGCUGACCAGCCUCUGGGAGGGAAACCAGGCGCUGGCCGCCCACGCCCGCAACCAGCUGGCCCAGCAUGAGGCUGGCCUCAUGGACCUGCGAGAGGCCCUGAACCGGGCAGUGGGGACCGUCAGUGAGGCGGAGGGGCUCAACAGCCGAAACCAGGAGCGACUGGAGGAAGCCUUGCAACAAAGGCAGGCGCUGUCCCAGGACAACGGAGCCGUGCAGGCCACCCUGCAGGCUGCCAGGGACACCCUGGCCCGGGUCUCAGGGCUCCUGCGGGGCAUGGACGAGGCUAAGGAGGAGUAUGAGCGCCUGGCCGCCAGCCUGGACGGGGCACGGACCCCACUGCUAGAGAAGAUGCAGACCUUCUCCCCCGCCAGCAGCCAGGUGGACGUGGUGGAGGCCGCUGAGGCCCACGCACAGCGGCUGGGCCAGCUGGCGCACAACCUCUCCAGCAUCAUCCGUGGCAUCAACCAGGACCGUGUCAUCCAGCGGGCCAUCGCGGCCUCCGACGCCUACGCUAGCAUCCUGCGGGCAGUGCAGGCUGCUGAUGGGGCCGCCGGACACGCCCUGCUCGAGGCCAGCCAGGCCUGGGCGACGGUGGUACAGCAGGGCCUAGGAGCCCGAGCCCGUGAGCUGCGGGCCAACAGCAGUGUCCUGGAAGAGGCCAGCCUGGGCCAGCAGCGGCAGCUGGGCCGCGUGUGGGCCGCCCUGCAGGGCACUGGGACCCAGCUCCAAGACGCCCGUGCCAGGAAGGACCAGCUGGUGACACAGAUCCGUGACGCACAGGCCAUGUUGGCCAUGGACACAGACGCAACGAGCGAGAAGAUUGCCCAUGCGAAGGCCGUGGCUGCUGAGGCCCAGGACACGGCUGCGCGUGUCCAGUCCCGGCUUCAGGGCAUGCGGGACAACCUGGAUCAGUGGCAGGGCCAGUUCGGGGGUCUGCGGGGCCAGGACCUGGAUGAGGCAGUGCGUGACGCUGGCCGCUCGGUGUCCACCCUGGAGAAGACACUGCCACAGCUACUGGCCAAGCUGACCCUGCUCGAAGGCCGGGGUGGCCACAACGCCAGCCUGGCCCUGUCUGCCAGCAUCGCCCGCGUGCGCCAGCUCAUUGCCCAGGCCCGGGGUGCGGCCAGCAAGGUCAAGGUGUCCAUGAAAUUCAACGGGCGCUCCGGGGUACAGCUGCGCACCCCACGGGACCUGGCCGACCUCGCCGCCUACACUGCCCUCAAGUUCUACCUGCAGAGCCCAGAGCCGGCUCCCGGCCACACUGCCGGGGACCACUUCGUGCUGUAUAUGGGCAGUCGCCAGGCCACUGGUGACUACAUGGGCGUGGCCCUGCGCGACCAGAAGGUGCACUGGGUGUACCGACUUGGGGAGGCAGGCCCCACGGUCCUCAGCAUCGACGAGGACAUUGGGGAACAGUUUGCAGCCGUCAGUAUCGACAGGACCCUCCAGUACGGCCACAUGUCCAUCACGGUGGAAAAGCAGAUGGUCCAUGAGACCAAGGGUGACACAGUGGCCCCCGGGGCCGAGGGGCUGCUCAGCCUGCAGCCUGAUGACUUUGUCUUCUACGUGGGUGGCUACCCUGGCAACUUUACGCCCCCACCACCCCUCCGUGUCCCUGGCUACCGCGGCUGCAUUGAGCUGGGCACACUGAACGAGGAGGUGAUCAGCCUGUACAACUUCGAGAGGACCUUCCGGCUGGACACGGCCAUCGACAAGCCCUGUGCUCGCUCCAAGUCAACGGGUGACCCCUGGCUCACCGACGGCUCCUACCUGGAUGGCUCCGGCUUUGCCCGCAUCAGCUUCGAAAGCCAGAUCAGCCACACCAAGCGCUUCGACCAGGAGUUGCGGCUGGUGUCCUCCAAUGGCGUGGUCUUCUUCCUCCAGCACCAGGACCAGUUCCUAUGCCUGGCCGUCCGUGAGGGCCGCCUGCUGCUCCUCUAUGACUUUGGUGCAGGCCUGAAGGUGGCCACCCCGAUCCUGUCGUCCCCGCCGACACUGACUGCGGCUAGCAAGGCGGUCCAGGUGUUCCUGCUUGGUGGGGCCCGCAAGCGGGUGCUGGUGCGUGUGGAGAGGGUCACGGUGUUCAGUGUGGAUCAGGAAAACUCUCUGGAGCAUGCCGAGGCCUACUACCUGGGGGGGGUGCCACCAGGCCUGCUGCCCUCAAGCCUGCGACAGCUCUUCCCCUCUGGAGGCUCCAUCCGCGGCUGCGUUAAGGGCAUCAAAGCCCUGGGCAAGUACGUCGACCUGAAGAGGCUCAACACCACGGGCAUCAGUGCUGGCUGCACAGCCGACCUCCUGGUGGAACGGGCCAUGACCUUCCACGGCCACGGCUUCCUGCCCCUGGAGCUCACGGAUGUGGCGUCUCUCUCGGGUGAUGUCUACUCUGGCUUUGGCUUCCGCAGCACCCAGGACAGCGGCCUGCUCUUCUACCGAGCCUCCCCGGAUGGGCUGUGCCAAGUGUCCCUGCAGCAGGGCCACGUGACACUCCAGCUUCUGAGGACCGAGGUGAAAACUCGGGGGGCCUUCGCCGACGGAGCCCCCCACUAUGUCACCUUCUACAGCAAUGCCACCGGGCUCUGGCUCUACGUGGAUGACCAGCUGCAGCAGAUGACGCCCCACCAGCGGCCACGCCCCGGGCUCCAGCCACAGCGUGACGGGUCCCCGCGGCUCCUUCUGGGAGGCUUGCCCGAGUCCGGUUCCUUUCGGAACUUCAGUGGCUGCAUCAGCAAUGUCUUUGUUCGGCGGCUCUUGGGGCCACAGCGUGUGUUUGACCUGCAACAGAACGUAGGCGCUGUCAAUGUGACCACCGGCUGCACACCAGCCCCUCAGGACCAGACUCUGAGGACAGGGCCGCCAGGAUUGCGGGCCCCAGUACAGAAGGCCUCCCGCCGCAGCCGCCACCCUGGCCAGGACCCUCUUUGCAGGCUGCCUGCAUCUCUCCAGAGCCUCCAAGAUGCCUAUCAAUUUGGAGGGGCCCUGUCCAGCCACUUGGAGUUUGCAGUGCCCCACAGAGCCUGGUCCCAAGUCUCGAUGCUCAUACGGCCGCGUGCCCCACAUGGCCUCCUGCUGCUCACUACCCCCCUGACACCCAGCAGCUCCUCCCUGGCACUUUUUCUGAACCACGGACACUUGGUUGCACAGACAGAGGGCGCCGGGCCCCGGCUCCAUGUGCAGAGCCACCAGCGGUUACAGGCUGGCCGGUGGCACACGGUGUCUGUGCGCUGGGACCGGAACAGGAUCCAGCUGGUGACAGACAGGACCCGGGUCUGGGGCCAGAAAGGGCCCCACCACCAGCACCAGGGCACACAGGGCCCCCAGCCUGGCACCCUUUUUGUGGGGGGCCUCCCACCUGGUGGCCACAGCCCCCAGCUCCCGGUGGCCCUCGGCGGCUUGGGGUUCAGUGGCUGUGUGAAGAGGCUAAGGUGGAACGGGCAGCUGCUGGGGUCCCCCACACGGAUGACAGGGGUCACACCCUGCUAUUCAGGCCCCCUGGAGGCAGGCUUGUUCUUUGCUGGCAGUGGGGGUGUCGUCACUCUAGCCCUCCCGUUGGUCCUGGAGCCCGAGCUGGGCCUGGAGCUGGAGGUACGGCCCCAGGCAACCAGCGGCCUGGUCUUCCACCUGGGCCAGGUGCAGACACCCCCCUACCUGCAGUUGCAGGUGUUGGAGAAGGAGGUUGUGCUUUGGGGGGACAGUGGGACAGGCGAGUUUUCCACUCUGCUGACACAUCCCACAGUCCUGUGCGACGGACAGUGGCAUCGUCUCACAGUGACCUGGGGCGGGUCUGGGAUCCGGCUGGCGGUGGAUGCCAGGAGCAAUCAUACCCUGGGCCCUGCACUGGCGGCCUCUACCAGUGCCCUCACACUUCUGCACCUGGGGAACCUGCCCGAGCUCAUGGGCACCACCACCGGGCCCCCAGCCUACCGCGGCUGCAUGAGGGAUCUGCAGGUCAACGGGGCACCCGUCAGCGUGACGCGUUCCCUAAGCAUCCAGGGGUCUGUGUGGGCCGGCGGCUGCCCGGUCACAUAG
Molecule: messenger RNA, 10977 nt
Organism: Orycteropus afer afer
Lineage: Eukaryota; Metazoa; Chordata; Mammalia; Tubulidentata; Orycteropodidae
Gene: LAMA5
Product: laminin subunit alpha 5
Biological process (GO): cell adhesion; regulation of cell migration; axon guidance
Cellular component (GO): basement membrane
Molecular function (GO): signaling receptor binding
Source: RefSeq, a predicted model, not a curated record